UGGUAAUACACAACAAGGAAAAGAAAGAAUCACUUUCCUGCUAUUUCUCACUCUAUAAUCUCUCUGUUCCCUUUGUUUCAUAACACAAAUUUUUUUUUUUUUUCAUUUCAUAAAUUCGUUCGACUAGCAGCAAGGCAUACAACCAAACUUCUUAUUCCAGCCACUGCAGUAACGCCCGCCCACGGCCAGCACUGCACACACGGCACUGACCGACGAGUCUCCGGCAGUCACGACAGAAGCAGGGAAUCAAUGGGAAUCGAGUGUCUUGUGCUUGGUGCUGGGCAAGAAGUAGGGAAGAGCUGUGUGGUUGUGAACAUCAAUGGCAAGAAAAUUAUGUUUGAUUGUGGGAUGCAUAUGGGUUAUCAUGAUAAACGCCGUUAUCCUGAUUUCUCCCUCAUUUCUGACGACUCCGGCAGCUUCGAUCACUCUCUCACUUGCAUCAUAAUCACUCAUUUUCAUUUGGAUCAUGUUGGAGCACUUCCGUACUUCACUGAAGUUUGUGGGUUUAAUGGACCUAUUUAUAUGACGCAUCCAACAAAGGCAUUAGCUCCUCUUAUGUUGGAGGAUUAUCGUAAAAUUAUGGUGGAUCGGAUGGGUGAUAAAGAACAAUUUACUUCAGAUCAAGUUAAUUCCUGUAUGGAGAAAGUUAUAGCAGUGGACUUAAAGCAAACUAUUCGGGUUGAUGAAGAUCUUGAAAUUCGUGCCUACUAUGCUGGCCAUGUUAUUGGUGCUGCGAUGUUCUAUGCAAGGGUGGGAGAUGCUGCGAUAGUUUAUACGGGUGACUAUAAUAUGACGCCUGAUAGACACCUUGGUGCUGCUCAAAUUGAUCGUUUGCAGUUGGACCUUGUUGUAACUGAGUCAACGUAUGCAACAACAAUCCGUGAUUCUAAAUUUGCUCGUGAAAGAGAAUUUCUCAAAGCUGUACAUACAUGCGUUGCUAGUGGGGGAAAAGUUCUAAUUCCAACAUUUGCUCUUGGGAGGGCUCAGGAACUCUGUAUACUGUUGGAAGAUUAUUGGGAGCGGAUGAAUUUGAAGGUUCCUAUAUACUUUUCUGGAGGUUUGACGAUCCAAGCGAACAUGUAUUCCAAGAUGCUUAUUAGCUGGACUAGUCAAAAGGUGAAGGAGGCCUACAUUACUCGCAAUGCAUUCGAUUUCAAACAUGUUUGUAGUUUUGAUCGUUCCCUGAUACAUGAUCCUGGUCCUUGUGUUCUAUUUGCGACACCGGGAAUGAUCAAUGGUGGCUUUUCACUUGAGGUUUUCAAGCAGUGGGCACCAUCAGAAAAAAACCUCAUUACUUUGCCUGGGUAUUGUGUAGCAGGAACUAUAGGACACAAAUUAAUGUCCGGGAAGCCCACAAAAAUUGAUUUGGACCCCAAAACUCAGAUUGAUGUGCGAUGUCAGAUUCAUCAAUUGGCAUUCAGUGCUCACACAGACGGCAAAGGAAUCAUGGAUCUUAUGAAAUUUCUCUCACCCAAGCAUGUGAUUCUUGUUCAUGGCGAGAAGCCUAAAAUGGAAAAACUCAAAGGAAGAAUUCAGACUGAACUUCGAAUCCCUUGUUAUGCUCCUGCAAAUAAUGAAACAAUUAGCAUUCCAUCGACACAGUAUGUAAGGACAGAUGUGUCUGCUUCAUUUAUAAACAGUACUAUGUGUCCAAACUUUAGCUUCAAAAACAAUGCUUUGGAAGGUGAAUCGGAGGUUGGUGUCGGUGAACGCAAAACUACACCAAAGCUGCAGAUAUGUGAUGUGAGGGUUUCUGAAGGACUGCUGGUUAUGGAAAGUAAUCAGAAAGCAAAUGUCGUGCAUCAAGAUGACUGGUCUUGGGAUACUUGACUAUUUCCUUUUCCAGUAUGUAUUUUGAUUAUAUAGGGAAACUGCUUGCGAGCUUUCCAAUUCCGAUUCGAGAUUGAGUUCUUUGUUCUUGUUUUAGUAAAUUGUAUCUAGCUGUUUUGGAACUGUUUUUUAUAGGCACCCACAAAAAUUUGAAACGAGAGGGAUAUGUACUGCUGUUUUGUUGUAGUCUGGUAUAAUUGUUUACCAUAAAAUUCAUGUUGAACUAGUAAACCAGCCUUUUUAAUAGUAAAUGUAAAUGGACCAGAUGUUUUGACUUGGUAA
Molecule: messenger RNA, 2112 nt
Organism: Beta vulgaris subsp. vulgaris (sugar beet)
Lineage: Eukaryota; Viridiplantae; Streptophyta; Magnoliopsida; Caryophyllales; Amaranthaceae
Product: cleavage and polyadenylation specificity factor subunit 3-II
Exons: 13
Coding region: 250-1830 (526 amino acids)
Biological process (GO): snRNA processing
Cellular component (GO): nucleus
Source: RefSeq, a predicted model, not a curated record